GGAGGGCUAGGGAGCUUCUCGGAGUGGGGGGCGGUCAGUAGCUGGAACACUCGGAGGAUUCAGAUUGGGUUUGGACUGGGCAGACAGAGAGGACGGCGGCGAUGGCAGAGGGCUACACGGAGCUGGAGCAGGCCAUCGAGGUCCUGGUGCGGAAUUUCUACAAGUACGUGUCCAAGCACAGCCUCGUCCGCAACAAGAUCAGCAAGAGCAGCUUCCGCAAGAUGCUGCAGAAGGAACUGAACCACAUGCUGACGGACACAGGCAACCGAAAAGCUGCGGACAAGCUCAUCCAGAACCUGGACGCCAAUCAUGAUGGACGGAUCAGCUUCGACGAGUACUGGACCUUAAUCGGGGGCAUCUCCAGCCCCAUCGCCAACCUCAUCCGCCAACAGGAACAACAGAGCAGCAGCUAAAUGGACCCCUCCCCUCCCCUCCCCACCCCCCACCGCCCCUGCCCCAUCCCCACCCACCUCCCUUUCCUUGGCCUAAUUCCAUCCUUAAUCCAUUUACUUGUUUGCUUAAAUUCAGGCUGUGAGUUUCAACUCCUUGCAUCCACUGGGUUAAGUAACUGACCUUUCAGAUUGUGACCUUUAAGACCUUUAAGUGACUUUGAGGUUAAAGUCACUGGCCUUGGAGAAUUUGAGCAGUUCUCAGUAUGUUGGGAGUGCCAGGCUCAAAGGGCUCUGAGUUUACCCACAUCCCGCUGACUUUAUAGUUCUCCAUUACAACUUUCACGGCCUCCAGGGUCUGAGGAAACCAUCCCUGAGUCCUAAGGCUUUGGUCGCCAGCUCUGAGUUUAAGCGGAUGAAUAGCGAGUGGAAUUGCUCAGUUUAAGGAUGAUGGCUAGCCGGGGGAGGAAACAGGGAAAUUCAGGUCAGGGGAGGUGCUGGGUGAAGGGCGUGGGGGUGCGCUCCUGAGGUCAUUCCGUCCAUGCCCCUGUAGCCACACUCGUCAGGGUAUGUCCUUCCCCUGGCUUGGGAGCCAAUUUCAAUAAAAAAAAACUCCCUCUGGGGCUGUCGUCAUGGCCUUUUCAA
This is a messenger RNA of Ornithorhynchus anatinus (platypus), 1034 nucleotides long. It is a transcript of the gene S100A16, whose product is annotated as S100 calcium binding protein A16. The coding region runs from base 102 to 413 and encodes 103 amino acids. The record is from RefSeq and is a predicted model, not a curated record. NCBI's taxonomy places the organism in Eukaryota, Metazoa, Chordata, Mammalia, Monotremata, Ornithorhynchidae. Gene Ontology annotation, cellular component: perinuclear region of cytoplasm; nucleus. Gene Ontology annotation, molecular function: calcium ion binding. The transcript has 3 exons.